Messenger RNA from Darwinula stevensoni, 340 nucleotides. The record is from the annotation of a GenBank genome assembly. Lineage: Eukaryota; Metazoa; Arthropoda; Ostracoda; Podocopida; Darwinulidae.
GAAGAGUUCUCGAUCCUUGUGAAAUCAACUGCUGUUCUUCGACGCCGCACACAUCACCAAAAUGAAGCUCAUGCUGGGACUGUUGGGGUUGGUUUGUCUGAUGGCUGUGGCCCUGGGAGCAGGCAAGGAGGAAGAAGACCUCUUCGCUGCUGAGUCUGCCAAUCGAGGAUUCGGCCAUGGAGGAUACGGUGGUUAUGGGGGAUAUGGAGGCUAUGGAGGCCUGGGGGGCUUUGGAGGUUAUGGAGGCUACGGUGGCGGCUAUGGAGGCAAGAUGAUGAUGAAGAGGUACGGAGGAGGAUUCGGAGGGUUCGGACAUCAUCGUCCACAUCAUUUUGGCUGA